Molecule: messenger RNA, 1424 nt
Organism: Mercurialis annua (annual mercury)
Lineage: Eukaryota; Viridiplantae; Streptophyta; Magnoliopsida; Malpighiales; Euphorbiaceae
Product: GPI mannosyltransferase 1
Exons: 4
Coding region: 103-1404 (433 amino acids)
Biological process (GO): GPI anchor biosynthetic process
Cellular component (GO): glycosylphosphatidylinositol-mannosyltransferase I complex; membrane
Molecular function (GO): GPI mannosyltransferase activity; alpha-1,4-mannosyltransferase activity
Source: RefSeq, a predicted model, not a curated record
UUACAGUGAACAGCUGUCGUUUGCUAGCUCAUGGCCCUAAUCUUCAAUGUAGCUGAUUCUGUUCUUCAUCUGCUUUAACUACACCGGCAAGCAUCAAUCGAAAUGGCAUGGAUAAGCAUGCGUAAAUUACUUAUAUCCUCGGCGGUUUUUCGAUUGGUUUUGAUUAUCUACGGGGAAUGGCAAGAUACCCAUAUGGAAGUUAGAUACACAGAUGUGGAUUACCUAGUUUUCUCCGAUGCUGCUUCUUUAAUGGCGUCUGGAGAAUCACCUUACAAGAGAAGUACUUAUAGAUAUUCGCCUUUACUUGCGUUUUUGCUAGUGCCCAAUUCGAUUAUUCAUAGAUCAUGGGGUAAAUUCAUCUUCUCUGCUUCAGAUUUACUUGUGGGCUUGUUCAUCCGCUAUAUAUUAAAGCUGCGUAAGGUGCCCGAGGAUCUAUGCUUAUAUUCUGUAAUGGUAUGGCUCCUCAAUCCAUUUACCUUCACCAUUGGAACCCGUGGGAACUGUGAGCCCAUUGUUUGUGCCAUGAUUUUGUGGACCAUUAUCUGUCUUAUGAAUGGUAAUGUGGUCCAAGCUGCAUUUUGGUAUGGGCUAGUUGUCCAUUUCAGAAUUUACCCUAUAAUUUAUGCAAUUCCUAUAGUUCUGGUUCUUGAUCCACGCAACUUACGGUCUGGUAAGAGGCCUCCUCUUGUGAGUUGGAAACCGAAUGAAGGGAAGGCAUCUCAGACUAGGUCAGAAUCAACUGCAGAAUGCGGUUUGUGGACUCGAUUGAAAAUGAUAUUUACGAGAGAAAGAAUAAUGUUUGGAUUUGUCUCAGGAGCUGUUUUUCUUUCCUGGACUGCAUUCUUUUUCUGGUUAUAUAGAUGGGAGUUCUUGAAUGAAGCAUUGCUAUACCAUCUUACACGAACUGAUCCAAGACACAAUUUUUCCAUCUAUUUCUAUCAUAUAUAUCUUCAUUACGAACACGAGUUUUCAGUGGUGGAAAAGCUUGUCUCAUUUUUGCCUCAACUUGUCGUUCAAUUGGUUCUCAUUAUUCGAUUUGCGCAAGAUCUUCCAUUUUGCAUUUUUCUGCAGACGGUGUCAUUCGUCGCAUUCAAUAAGGUAAUCACGGCACAGUACUUUGUGUGGUUCUUUUGCUUGUUACCGCUGAUACUGCCGUGGAGCAAUAUGAAGGUGAAGUGGAAAGGUUUAUGCUGCAUGGUGGUAUGGAUAGGAGCUCAAAGCCAUUGGUUAUUGUGGGGUUAUAUGCUUGAAUUUAAAGGCAAAAAUGUAUUUGUGCAGCUUUGGCUGGCAAGCUUGUUGUUUCUUGCUGCUAAUACUUUUGUAAUUGUCAUGUUUGUAUGUCACCGUAGAUACUCUGUAGUUUUCAAGCCAAUAGAGCAUCCACCUUCCAAGAAAUCUGAAUGAAAAUUCUUCUGUUACUUAUA